Paramuricea clavata is the source of this 235-nucleotide messenger RNA. NCBI's taxonomy places the organism in Eukaryota, Metazoa, Cnidaria, Anthozoa, Malacalcyonacea, Plexauridae. The record is from the annotation of a GenBank genome assembly.
AUGAGGAAAUCAUCUCGUCAAGUAGUAUUUAUAAAUACUUCACCCCCUGAAGAUGGAGUUAAAUUACUAAAACCAUUGCAAGAAAUUAAUGAUAUGGAAGAUGGUUCUGAUAAGGUUUAUGCGCCUGGUUUAGUUGUCCGUUGCACAAAACGACUAGCCAAAUUUGAAAACCUAUCUCUUGCUGAUUGGACUGCAUGGUAUGAUUCUACCGGAAAGCGAUAUGUCAAACCAUCUC